GGCAUUGCAACCUGCAUCAACAUCCCUCAUGGUCAGAUCACUGACGAUAUUUGGAGCCGAGAAAGGCUGGGACGCCAGAGAAUGGACAUCAAGCGACGAUCGCGUCCGAGGCGGACAGUCACAGUCCUAUCUUGACAUCAAAGGGUCGACUGCUCGCUUCCAUGGCAAUCUCGACAUCAAGACUCUCGGUGGUGCCGGAUUCGCUAGCCAACGCACAGCUGGUGAUGACUCUUCCUGGGACCUCUCUGCUUAUGACGGAAUCCAUCUCGAGGUCGGAAAAGAUGAUGGCAAGCGCUACACGUUUGUGCUGAAAGACGAGAUUCUGCCACUCAUGGACGAUGGUCGCGAACAGUCAACUAUCAGCUAUGAGUAUGACUUCAGCGCAGCAGGAAACUACUCAGUGUUUGUGCCUUGGAGCGAGCUGAAGCCAACUUACCGCGGCAAGGAAAAGAACGAUGCGCUACCGCUCAACACGAAGAGCGUCAAGAGAUGGAGCUUCAUGAUGAGGAGUUUCUUCGGUAGCCAGGAGGGCGACUUCUCAGUCGAAAUCAAGUCAGUAAAAGCUGUAUCGUGGCCAGAGGACCCCGAGGCAGGUUUCACGAGUGAGAAAAGCGCAGUUGAGAAGAAGGAGCCCUGGUCGUGGAAGAACUCUAGAUUCGUUGGCCUCGCACUCAUCUUCGGGACCACAUGGGCCUUUUGCACGGGUGUUUGCUGGUACAAAGGCCUCGAUAUGAGUAUGAUGACACCUAGGAACUGGUGGAGGAUGGCCAAGCACGAUCGGCUACCCUAGGAUGUAGAGGUCCCUGCAUGGCUUCCAAAUUCUAUUUUAACCCUUACACGGCCUAGGCAUCAGAUCUUCCUUUCUCAAUUCUCUAUCCAACCGUUCGUGAUUGGGUUUACAGCGAAGACCCACCCUUGCUUCCACCAUUGCA
Didymella exigua CBS 183.55 is the source of this 932-nucleotide messenger RNA. Its product is annotated as CIA30 family protein. Lineage: Eukaryota; Fungi; Ascomycota; Dothideomycetes; Pleosporales; Didymellaceae. The record is from RefSeq and is a predicted model, not a curated record. Gene Ontology annotation, biological process: NADH dehydrogenase complex assembly. The transcript has 4 exons. The coding region runs from base 29 to 790 and encodes 253 amino acids.